UUCACUUAAUUAUUCAUACCCAGAUCACUAAGUUUCGAGAGAUUGGAUCAAUCUAGUAAGAUUGGGGAAAUCGAGAGGAGGGCGCUUUGAGCCAAUUCAAUCAGAUAUUCUAAAGACAUGAGUAGACUACUAUAUGACAUCCCUGGUCAAUUGAAGAACUUAUGGGACUUGUGGAAUCUUCGAUGUUGUAUUAUGCUGAGCCUCUUCUUACAAGCAAUUUUAAUAUUGUUUGCAACGUUCAGAGAUCGUAAUAGACGCAUAUGGUUCAUCACUACAAUUUGGUUGGCCUACUUGCUAGCUGACUGGGUUGCUGCUAUUGCCAUUGGGUUAAUUACCCAAAGCCAAGGUGAGGAUGAAACUUGUGAAUCCAAGUCCCAUGAAAUGUAUGAUAAGGACCUUUUCGCAUUUUGGGCUUCUUUUCUUUUGUUGCAUCUUGGUGGUCCAGAUACCAUAACAUCUUUUGCUCUUGAGGAUAAUCAGUUUUGGCUUAGGCACUUUUUUGGACUUAUAUUACAAGGUUUGUCUGCUAUUUAUUGUUUUUAUUUAACGCUUCCCAAAAACAAGUUAUGGCUUCCUACACUUAUUGUGUUCAUGGUGGGAGUCAUCAAGUACUUGGAGAGGACAAUGGCAUUUUAUUUUGCAAGCUUAGACCAUUUUGGAAGCACAACAUUGCCAAUAGCAGACCCUGGGCCAGACUAUGAAGAAGCUUCGACCAUCUACUCUUCGAACUUGCUUCAAUUUUCAACAGAGGAAGAGAUGAUGUCGUCAAUGGGGAGUAGUAUAUCAUAUGAUAAUGAUUUUGAUUAUGAUGUUAGAAAGAUUGAUGGUAGUUCGGUCAUUUCUGAAGAGAUAACACUAUUGAAGGUCGCACAUAAGUUGUUUGAAAAGUUCAAAGGUCUCAUUGUUGGCUUUUAUUUGACAUCCAAAGAUCGAGAAUUGAGCAAGAGUUUGUUUAUGAGAGAUGAUGUUAAUGCAAAAUAUGCUUUUAGAAUAAUCGAGUAUGAGCUUAGCUUCAUGUUUCAUGUUCUCCACACCAAGGUGGUUGUAGUCCGUCAAAAAGUUGGUUACUUCCUUCGUGCUUUUUCAUUUUCUUCACUGUUGGGUUCGUGCAUAUUUUUCUUUUUGGUUGACAAGGAAGGAUUUGGUAGGAUUGAAGUAGCUCUUACUUAUGCCUUGCUUAUUGGAGCCAUUUUCCUUGAUGCCAUCUCUAUCAUCAUGCUUGUUUUCUCUCAGUGGACAUUUGUCUCCCUUGAUGUUCAGAAGAAAAAUUGGAGUAAAUAUAUUCCUGCAUGUGUUUUAAAAAGACCCAGAUGGUCGAGUUCUGUGCUCCAAUAUAAUAUGAUUGAUUAUUGUCUUACAGAAUGUCGACUUUCAUGGUUUUACAUUAUUGCAGGCUAUAUUCGUGCUUCAGAUUUUCUUGACAAGAUAAGGGUCAUGUAUUUUUCAACUUUUAAAAAUGUUGAUAAUGAUCUAAAGGAGAUUAUUUUCAAUGAUUUGACAAGAAAAUCUAGACAGGCAAGUAGUUUGAAAGAGGCAAUGGAGGCAUGUCAACAAAGAGGUGAUGCAGCUCUCAUGUACGUCAGUACCACUACUACUUCUACUACUAGUACAACUAGUAGUAGUAGUGAUUUUAGUAUUUACAUUAAACUAAAAUGGAGCAUCAGUGAGUUUCAAUAUACAGAAAGCCUUCUUCUAUGGCAUAUAGCUACUGAGAUUUGUUUUGUUGAUGAUGGAAAAGCAUCUAGCAGUGAUGAAAUAAAAAAUUGCAAAAUCAUUUCAGAGUAUAUGUUUUAUUUGUUGGUCAUGCAGCCUGCAAUGUUGGCACCAGUUUUGGGAAAUUGGCACCUUGUGUUCCGAGAUACUUGCGCUGAAGCCAAGAGGUUUUUCAAGAAGUACACUAUAUCAGACCAUGAGAAAGCGAUCGAGAAGAUGAACAAUGUGAAAACAAAAUUCAGACCAACUGCUGUGAAAGGAGUGAAAAGCAAGUCUUUGUUCUUUGAUGCAUGUAUACUUGCUAAACAACUCCAAACAUUGAAUAACAACAAAUGGAAGGUAAUGAUUUCGAUGUGGAUGGAGUUUAUGUCGUAUGCAGCCACUAAUUGUCAACCAAUUGUACAUGCUCAACAACCAAGUAAGGGUGGUGAACUAUUGACUUUCACUUGGUUACUAAUGAAUCAUUUGGGUUUGGGGACACAAUUCUCCGAGGAAGAAUCUGGAACAAAAAUGGCGACAGUGAAGUGA
Molecule: messenger RNA, 2241 nt
Organism: Humulus lupulus (European hop)
Lineage: Eukaryota; Viridiplantae; Streptophyta; Magnoliopsida; Rosales; Cannabaceae
Exons: 3
Coding region: 118-2241 (707 amino acids)
Source: RefSeq, a predicted model, not a curated record